Molecule: messenger RNA, 3574 nt
Organism: Diorhabda sublineata
Lineage: Eukaryota; Metazoa; Arthropoda; Insecta; Coleoptera; Chrysomelidae
Gene: CASK
Product: peripheral plasma membrane protein CASK
Exons: 21
Coding region: 496-3261 (921 amino acids)
Biological process (GO): regulation of neurotransmitter secretion; protein phosphorylation
Cellular component (GO): cell-cell junction; plasma membrane
Molecular function (GO): protein kinase activity; ATP binding; signaling receptor binding
Source: RefSeq, a predicted model, not a curated record
GUGUGAUAAUGACAAGGGCCCGGCGCGCUAGAAUCGUCACCGAUCACUGCUGUUAGUUUCCAUUGGAUUUUCGUUAAUACAAACGUGUUUUCGUCUAGUAGCCUUCGGUAAAUAUUCCGUUUUGGUUGCCGUGAUGUUGUCAUCGAAUCUUUAUAAUUUUUUUGUGCACAUACCCCACUAAAGUGCUUCUUUAGAGAAGGAAAAACACACUGGAUUAUGUUUAUACUGUAGGUGCGGCCAUUUUAAAGGGAUAUUGUGUACUCUCACGCCUGAUUUUAGGCAACACUUAUCGCGGUUCGGAGUGUUUCUUGCAUAAAUCCCGGUACAUUUAGCCUCACCCACUUUGCACAUAGUGACCUGUGGUGUUUUCAAAUGACAACCUAUAGUGCGGGCGAUUCGUUUGAAACUUUUAUUAGCUAACCCAUCAAAAUUCUGUAAUGCAUUCAUCCUUAAUAUUAUAAUCGUGUUUCGUUUUCGAGUUAUUUUUUUUUUAAAAUGACGGAAGAAGAGGUACUUUUUGACGAAGUCUAUGAACUCUGCGAGGAAAUCGGAAGGGGUCCCUUCAGUUUGGUGAAAAAAUGUAUUCAUAGACAGACCGGUCAACAUUUUGCCGCAAAAGUUGUGGAUGUGGCGAAAUUUACUUCGAGUCCAGGCUUAAGCACAGAUGAUUUGAAAAGAGAAGCAACGAUAUGUCAUAUGCUCAAACAUCCGCACAUCGUAGAACUGCUAGAAACCUAUUCGUCUGAAGGAAUGCUCUACAUGGUUUUUGAAUUUAUGGAAGGAUCAGAUUUAUGCUACGAAGUUGUAAGACGAGCAUCAGAAGGAUUUGUAUAUAGUGAAACAGUAGCUAGUCAUUACAUGAGACAAAUUUUAGAAGCAUUGAGAUAUUGCCACGAGAACGAUAUUGUCCACAGGGAUAUUAAACCGGAAUGCAUCCUUUUAGCAUCAAAAGAAAAUUCUGCUCCAGUAAAACUUGGGGGAUUUGGUGCAGCUAUCCAGCUUCCGGAGCGGCAUUUGGUAGCAUCCGGAGGUAGAGUUGGUAGCCCUCAAUUUAUGGCUCCCGAGGUUGUAGAAAGACGACAAUAUGGAAAACCUGUUGAUAUAUGGGCAGCUGGAGUGCUUUUACACGUCCUGUUAUCGGGAACUCUGCCAUUUCAUGGCAGCGGAAGAAGAUUACAUGAUGCAAUAUGCAGAGGAAAACUUCAUCUGGAUGUAUCUCCAAAUUGGCAAUUGAUAAGUGAUAGCGCAAAAAAUUUAGUUCAACAAAUGCUCGCUGUAGAUCCCAAACAAAGAGUAACAAUACAAGAAGUAUUAAAUCACAAGUGGUUGCGGGAUCGCGAUAAGGGAUUGAAAAUUCACCUAUCAGAGACUGUAGAGGAAUUGAAAAAAUUCAAUAGUCGUAGAAAAUUGAAAAGCUAUAUUCUAAGCGCAGUAAAUUCUAGUAAAUGGUAUCCUUACGAUGAUACUAAUGCAGAUUCCUUUUCUGAUUUUGGUGAUGAUGAGGUAUCUUCCUGUGCUGUUUCGCAAAUACUUGACUGUUUAGACGAUAUAUACUGUCUACAAGAAACGCAACCCCACGAGAGAGCUCAUCUUUUGGAACUAUUGGAAGACACUCGUCUCCACGUAUUACUUGAGCUUUUCGAUCGCAUUGACAAUCGUGUGCUGACACCUCUUCGGGCGCCGUUGAACGACGCGGUGCAGUGCGCUCGCGACGCCGCCGAUAUUCUCCGGGAACUCGAACAUCGUCGAGAUAUCGAUUACAGAGACCUGCAAGAACUGAGAGACUUGCUCUGUAGACCUCAUUUUAAGUCCCUUCUUCAAGCUCAUGAUGUGGUGGCCCACGAAGUGUACAGCGAAGACGCAAUACGAGUCACCCCGCCACCUUUACUCCCAUACCUCAAUGGAGGUGACGAUUUGGACGGCGCGAAUGGUGAAGUUGAGAUGGAAAACGUGACACGAGUUCGACUCGUUCAAUUUCAGAAAAAUACUGACGAACCAAUGGGUAUCACGUUGAAAAUGAACGAAGAUGGGAAAUGUUUUGUAGCUAGGAUAAUGCACGGAGGGAUGAUCCAUAGGCAAGCUACCCUACACGUCGGAGAUGAAAUCAGAGAAAUUAAUGGUAUGCCCGUGGUGAAUCAAUCAGUCAACGCGCUUCAAAAAAUUCUCAGGGAAGCCCGAGGGUCAAUUACAUUCAAAAUUGUACCUUCGUAUCGAAGUGCACCACCACCCUGCGAGUUGUUCCGGAUAAAACCUCUGCCAGUUUUAAUAUUCGUUAGAGCACAAUUCGACUACGAUCCAUUAGAAGACGAUCUUAUUCCAUGUGCCCAAGCUGGUAUUGCCUUCAAGACGGGUGAUAUUCUCCAAAUAAUUAGUAAAGAUGAUCAUCACUGGUGGCAAGCCAGGAAAGAUAACGCUGCUGGAUCUGCGGGCCUCAUUCCAUCUCCUGAACUUCAAGAGUGGAGGGCUGCUUGUUCAGCAAUGGAAAAAUCCAAACAGGAACAAGACGUGGAAAAAGGAUGUUCUUCUCAUGCUAAUGGUUGUGAUGGUACUACAGUGAAUUGCUCAAUUUUUGGUCGAAAGAAAAAACAAUACAAGGAUAAAUAUUUGGCGAAACAUAAUGCUAUUUUUGACCAAUUAGAUUUAGUUACAUAUGAGGAGGUUGUGAAAUUACCAAUGACAGACCCAGCAUUCCAGAGGAAGACUUUGGUCCUUUUGGGUGCCCAUGGAGUUGGAAGGAGACAUAUAAAAAAUACUCUCAUAGCGAAACAUCCAGAUCAAUAUGCUUAUCCGAUACCACAUACAACGAGACAACCCAGAUCAGAUGAAGAAAACGGUAGAAGUUAUUUUUUCGUAUCUCAUGACGAAAUGAUGGCGGAUAUUGCUGCUAACGAGUACUUGGAAUACGGUACUCAUGAAGAAGCCAUGUAUGGCACUAAAUUAGAUACGAUUAGAAGAAUACAUCAAGAUGGUAAAAUAGCCAUACUUGAUGUCGAACCACAAGCACUUAAAGUGUUACGUACGGCUGAGUUCUCACCAUAUGUUGUGUUCAUUGCUGCCCCUGCAUUGCAAAACAUAGCGGAUUUUGACGGUAGCUUGGAAAGAUUAGCCAAAGAAUCCGAUAUGCUCCGCCUAGCAUACGGGCACUAUUUCGAUCUAACUAUAAUAAAUAACGAUAUAGACGAAACGAUAGCUGCUUUAGAAUCGGCAAUCGAACACGUUCAAACAACGCCCCAAUGGAUUCCAGUUUCAUGGGUCUACUGACAGGAGCAGUCACCGGAUUCGGGAUCUUACCAAAAUUUUUAAACCCGUUUUCCCCAAUAGCCUAUCCUCACUUAUAUAUACAGUUUAUUGAGAUAUAUGUGGAAUAUUUGAUAUAAAAAUGUUAUGAAAGAUUCCAGUAAUUAUUGUCUUGUCAAAUCAAUCUGAUUUGAAUACAAAAUGUAAUAAAACCAACAUCCAUCUAUAAUUUGUAAUUACUACAAUGAAAACUGCUUUAUAAAACCAUCUAAUAUUUUCUCAAUUUUUCAUGUUAGCAAAUUUUAAGGAAUGUAAAAUACAGGUCUGGUUAAUUUGA